Molecule: messenger RNA, 3008 nt
Organism: Elgaria multicarinata webbii
Lineage: Eukaryota; Metazoa; Chordata; Lepidosauria; Squamata; Anguidae
Gene: ZNF408
Product: zinc finger protein 408
Exons: 5
Coding region: 51-2255 (734 amino acids)
Biological process (GO): regulation of transcription by RNA polymerase II
Molecular function (GO): DNA-binding transcription factor activity; RNA polymerase II cis-regulatory region sequence-specific DNA binding
Source: RefSeq, a predicted model, not a curated record
AGGCUCGCUGAGCGGAACGUUCCUCUUCCGAAGAAUAGGCGGGAGCCGUUAUGGAGCCGAACCCCAGCCAGAGUCGGCCUCCGGACGUGCAGGGCGGUUGGUUCCGCUGCCCUGUGUGGCGCCUCCCGCAGGGCCUGGCCUUGGGCCCUUCACAGUCCGCCGAGAAGGGACUGGGUGUGUGGUGCGUGGGGCGCGCCCUGCAGCCAGGGAUGCUGCUACUCCUGCUUAGGCCGCGGGGAGAAGAGGAGGCCGCUUCCUUGGCGAAAUGUCCAUCAGCCUGCUGGAAAGAGGCGUGCGCUUGUGACAGGAUAUCCAGCUGGAGGAGCCUGGUGAAGCAAAGCCGGGAUGAAGCUCAGGCGAAUGUGGCAUUCGUAUGGAUCAAUGGGGAGCUCCACAUCCGAGUAUGCUGUCCCAUUGCUGCUGGCACGGAAUUGCUGUACUGGUUAAAUGCAGAGCCCCAGGCCAGUCCUGCCUGCCUGGAAAAGAAAGCACCACCAAGGAUAUCAGAUGGGGUGCUUGUUACAGAGAAGGAAAAGCUACAGCAUCCGCUAGUAGAGGCCAGGACUGAAACUACAGGUGCUCCUGAUAUCUCGAAGGUUGGGGACCAGAAAGCCAGAACCCAUUCUGUUUCCAUGCUGGAUAAAAAGCUGUCAACCAAACAACCCCUUGGAUCAGACUACAGCUACAAGAAAAGGAAUGAAAAUUCAUCCCUGAGAGAGGCCAUGGCACAAACUGGAGAGGACCAUCCCCCUGUGAGCUGCCCCAUUGUAGAGGAUGAUGGAGGCAAAGAGGAUGCUCAGGCAGAGCAAGUGAAUGAAACACCGACAGAGGCAACAUUGACUGAAACUUGUUCACACUCAAUCCAGGCCGGUGCAGUUCACCUGGCUGACAAGGUGACUGACAAGGGGCUUGUGCAGACAGUUCAGUCUUGUACUGAGGAAGCCCCCAGUGGACAUGUCGCAUCUCCAGCCAGGGACAGGGUGGAGAAGCAGAGGGAGAAUCCCAAACCAGAGGAACAGCCUCGUAGCCCCAAUGGUGCCGCUUCACAGCUCAGGGAGGCAGGCAGUGAGCGACGGUACCAUUGUGAGGAGUGCGGCAAAGCCUUCCUCCAGCUUUGUCAUCUGAAGAAGCAUCACUUUGUGCACACUGAUCACAAACCCUUUUUGUGCACAGAAUGCGGCAAGAGCUAUAGCUCAGAAGAAAGCUUCAAAGCGCACAUACUGGGCCACAGAGGGGUGCGGCCUUUCCCCUGCCCGCAGUGCCACAAGACUUACGGCACCAAACGUGACCUUCAAGAACACCAGGUGCUGCACACAGGCCAGCGCCCUUUUGCCUGCCCAGAUUGUGGGAAAUCCUUUGCCCGCCGUCCCUCCCUUCGUAUCCAUCGCAAAACGCACCAGGCCAAAGAGCCCAGCCCUUCUGCCACAGCUGCCUGCCAGUGUGUGAUCUGCGGGCGGCACCUGGCCAACUCUGGGUCACUGCGCAACCAUAUGCGGCUCCACACGGGGGAGCGUCCCUACACUUGCCCCUACUGUCCCAAGUCUUUCCGCCAGCAAGGCAAUCUGCGUGGGCAUCUUCGGCUGCAUACGGGGGAACGGCCCUACCGCUGCCAUUUCUGUGGGGACGCCUUCCCCCAGCGCCCCGAGCUGCGUCGCCACCUGAUCUCCCACACAGGUGAGGCUCAUCUGUGCACAAUCUGUGGGAAAGCCUUGCGUGACCCCCACACAUUGCGGGCUCAUGAGCGCCUGCAUACCGGGGAGCGACCUUUCCGCUGCCAUUUGUGCCCCAAAUCCUAUCCUCUAGCCACAAAGCUACGGCGCCACCAGAAAGCCCACCAUGGUGACAAGCCCCAUCAGUGCGGCAUUUGCGGCAUGGGCUAUGCCCUUCCCCAGAGCCUGCGGCGCCAUCAGCUUGAGCACAAAGGAAAGCGAGACAGAGAUCCAUCCAAACCUGGAGUGAAAAUCCCCCAGGAGCUGCCAGCUUCCGAGCAGCCUACAGUGCUGGUGAUGCACUCUGUAGAUGUGGCAGUGCCUGGCACCCAAGCGGAACUCCUCAUCACCAGCAAAGGGCACUAUGUUGCUUCACAGCAGAGCUCUGCCCGACGCAAGGAUGUCAUUGAGAUUGCUCUCUCGGACGCUGAGGAAGAAUGUAUCAUUGUGCAGGAGCAGGGCUCCUCCAGCGACAUGUUCAUUAUUCAGGAGGGUGUUGGUUUUAGCACAGUGGCUGAGGUGGUUGAGGUAGAGGUGAGGACAUGACUGCCAGUCUUUUAAGAGAUGGUAUUAAAACAUUUUUGAGGUGUUUGAAUGUCCUUUUUUGUGUUUGUCAUAAGGCAACAUGAGAGUCAAGAAACACAUGCUAUGUUCUUUAGAAGCAUAGAAAGCCAAGAAGGGAACAGGUGACAUUUAUUUAGCCAAGUCUUUGGCUGGAUUCCCAACAGCAACACAAUUUACAAAGAUUGGGUAAUAGGCUCUGCCUAAUAGGCUAGAAGUUGAUCUUGGAAGAUGUCCUUCAUUGAGCAUCCUUUUAGCACUAUCAAAAUUUAUUUCAAAUUGAUCCAGCUACUAGGGCUGUUCUGGGUCUGCUUACAGGUUAACCAAGAUGUGGCAGCUUUCAAAAACAACACAUUGCAGUAGUAACGCAUGCAAGCAUCAGUUGUAUGUUUCAGCCAGAUCAUGUGGGCAGAUAUUAUGCCAGUUAUAUCCCUCCAUGUAGAGCUGUGGGUUCUGCUCUGGGAACAGCCUGUGCAAUCAGGCCGUUUUCUAGCAACCAAGCCAGCAUGUGGACUGUGCCCGAGUCAACCCGCAUUGCAGUCUGGGUGAGAACUGUGGACUAGAGUUUCUGUAAAUGUAGUUCAAAGGUUUGAUUUUAAAAUCAAUCUUUGGAUCUGGCGUAUGAUCAUUUGUAAACCGCCCAGAGAACUUUGGCUAUGGGGCAGUAUAUAAAUUUAAUAAAUAAAUCUUUGGCUCUCUGCUGUCUUAUGCUGGAGUAAAAUGGUAUCAGUGCUGCUG